This is a messenger RNA of Pseudozyma hubeiensis SY62, 2265 nucleotides long. RefSeq lists its product as hypothetical. The transcript has a single exon. The record is from RefSeq and is a predicted model, not a curated record. Lineage: Eukaryota; Fungi; Basidiomycota; Ustilaginomycetes; Ustilaginales; Ustilaginaceae. Bases 1 to 2265 code for a protein of 754 amino acids.
AUGUCCGAGCAAGAUGACGUCGCCUCCGUCUCGGCCUCUCAAAAGUCGACACACGCCACAUCCGCCAUGGGAGACAUUGCCAAAGAUGGUCUCUCACCUGACCACCUUGAAUCGCUGUAUACCGAUCUGCCAGCCGACGCCACGGCACUCAAAGCUAUCGUAGGCACCAUGAGGCUCGAGCUGACCAAGAAGCAGCAAUCAAUUCUCGAACUCAAGGAAGAGAUAGAUCAAGUCAAAGCGUCCCAUUCAGUCGUUUUGCAGCGAUCUGCAGAGUGGCAGGACGAACUUGAAACGCUGAGAUUACGUGUGCCCCAGCUGGAGGAGGAGCUGCGCACCGAAAAGCAGGCAAGAGAAGCAGAGUCGGACCGCGUCAAAGACCUUCGUAUCCGAGCAGAAGAGAGUCGUCGCGCCAUCAUGAGGCUUCAAGGUGAACAGUCCGACGCGCGUGCAAAAGCGAAGAUCGACAACCGCCGCAGCUGGGUACCUGCGGCUACCAAUCCACCGCCUCAGAGGGACGAGCAGGAAGAGGCCGAGCUAAAGAAGUCCAAGCGCGCGAGCUUGAUCUUCGGUCCCAACGCUCUCAAUCUCAAUACCUCUAGACCUCCCAGCAGCACGGGUCACGUUCCUGGUCAUCGUCGCACAGCUAGUGGCAGCCGAAGCGUAUCUGGUGCGUCCAAGGGCGAGGGCGAAGAGUCCGAAGAGCCGCUAAGCCCUACCUUUGCCAAUGGUCUGCGUGGAUUGCGACUGUCGGGAACCGCAGGCACCAACGGCACAUUCGGCUCGCUCCUUGCGCCUGUCGCUCCACCGGGCGCCGACGACAAUGGAGGAUCGGCUCCCAACUCACGUCGAAGCUCUUGGCUCAGCGAGUCUGGCAGGUCGCCCCGGCUCGCUCCAGCCGACUUGCCAGACUCGACCGACGUGCCAUUCACAUCCGGAUCUCGUCUCUCGGUCCCUGCAGCCGGACCAGCUGGACACCGCUCAGCCAUGCUCAGCUCGCCCGCGCUUUCCCAGGGCGCUGCCAGCUCCGUCGGUGUCGGCUCGCCCAUCAUGGAAGACAACGAGGAGGAUGAGUCCAAUCCCAGCAUCGCUGCAACCGUCUCGAAAGCUUUACCGAACCUGCCUUCGCGAGACUCUUCGAUCAACUUCCAAGCACACGAUCGCGAGCUGCGUGCGAAGGAGGUGCAGAUCGAGCGAUUGACGCGCGAGAUGCUCGAGAUGCGCUUGACCAUGGAUGAAGCCAUCGAGGCUAGAAAGGCGAGCGAAGCGUGUCUCAAGGCGCUGCGUGAUUUCAUUGCGAGCCACGAUGCAGAGGCGGAUGCCGACGGACGGCACAUGGCGGAUGACGCGGAUCGAAUCGUGCAGGGGACCAGCGUUGGUGCUGGCCUCUUGAAAGGAGUCAAGCUGCCGCCGUUGCCCACGGACAACAUCGACGAUGACGAGGAAGCUGCGCAUCUGAGCCCUCAAAAGACAGCGGCGGGAGGUAGCGCUGCUGGUGGGUGGGGGAUGAAGCUACCCACGCUGAUGCGAAAGGCUACUUCGGCUAGCUCCAACGCGCCAACGCCGUCGGAUGAAGCCCGUGCUGGGCUGUCACCAGAGCCGGUAGGCGGAUCGGCUGCAUCACCGUCUUCUGCCGACGGCAGCUCCGCCACAAAAUCGAUCGGCUCGAGCUUUGCCGGAUUCAGCAACCUCCUCAACCGCACCGCCACCGGCACCACUCCCCACAGCGAGGCUUCCCAGCCAACGACAUCGCCGCUAUCGGAAAACGUAGUCGGAUCGCCCACCGCCGAGGACGGAGGCUCGGGAAGCGCCUUCAAAGGGUUCGGCUGGUUCAAGCGGACUUCCGUGCUGGGCACUGGCCUUCCCGCAUCCUCCACAGCAGCACCCCAAGCGGAAUCACUUGUCGAGGAGAAAGUGCUCUCACCCCCCUUCCGCUCGCUCGACCACGACCAGCUCUCCAUCUCACGUCAGAGCGUCAUCUCCCCUCCCUCCGAGCAGCAACCACGCCUCUCCACCGCCAUGACACCCAACCUGAGCAACGGACCUUCCAGCUCGACCUCCCAGUCCUCGAUCCGCACACCCAGCGCCAGCGGCUCCAACAGCAACGCCCUCGCCAUGGCGGCACGCUUCGGCGACGACGACGAGGCGAGAAGGGCGGCCGAGAGCGUGCAGAGCAGGGAGCUGGGCAUGUCGGAUCGUGCGCAGAGGGCGGCGAGCAAGACGGAGCAGGUGGAGCAUUUGACCGAUGUGCUGCCGUCGUUUGAUUGA